UCGAAUGUUUUUUUAUUGGUUAUAUGAAUUAAAAUGUUAGGGAAACUAAGUUUUGUUCGGAAAUCAAAUUUUAAAAGACUCUUGUCACAAACGCAGAGUCUUGUUGACAAAGCUGACCAGCGCAACAGCCUUACCCAAUCGCACAUUGUUGAGGCUACUAAGUUAGCUCCAGCCCUCUCUAUUUACACUCAGGAUACUUGGUACCGUGCCCAUCAUGUGUUCCAAAAUCAUGGACUCCAAACAUUGAAUUUUUUACGCAUUGUCACGGGCAACCCGUCCGUUUUGAGACGAUCUCCGGAAGACAUAAUUGGGAGUCUUGAAAUUUGGCGUGCCUGUCAAUUUGGGGAACGCUUACUGCACUUGCUACUAACUAAAUACCCAGAACUUCUGGAUUAUAGAAACGCUCGUGACCUGCUACCACAGACGGCUUAUUUGAGGAGUCUUGUGGGCACAAACAAAAAUGUCUGGAAAAUUCUGAUGAACAGUCCUGAUUUAUUGGCGCAAUCAGAGCACAAAAUAGAACAAAAAUUCAUAUACCUAACAGAUACAAUGCGAAUCGAGGUGCCGGAAAUCGUAAAGUCGGCGGCGUUCUCAAUGCUGUUUGAAGAAUUGUGCUGCCGGCACGCGUUCCUUGUACGUUUGGGUUUAUUCAAACCGCGAGCACCAAAAGAUAAUCCAGACGAGCCCACAACAAAUAACAGGCUUUAUCAAAUUACGGAUACUUCAGAAAAAUCAUUUGCAACUAAAAUAUGUCAUGUUACACUGACCGAGUAUGAAACCUUCAAAGAAUUGUUCGCUCGAGAAAAGGAACCCAUUCCGCUAUCAAGCAACGAUAUCGACGAAGAUUAAUUUAUCUGAAACUGGAUAAAUAUGUUUUUUUUAAGAAAGAUUUAAUAAAUUGUUGUUAGCAUUUUCAAAAAACA
Scaptodrosophila lebanonensis is the source of this 923-nucleotide messenger RNA. RefSeq lists its product as uncharacterized. Gene Ontology annotation, molecular function: double-stranded DNA binding. The transcript is spliced from 2 exons. Gene Ontology annotation, biological process: regulation of DNA-templated transcription. The coding region runs from base 34 to 849 and encodes 271 amino acids. The record is from RefSeq and is a predicted model, not a curated record. Lineage: Eukaryota; Metazoa; Arthropoda; Insecta; Diptera; Drosophilidae.